CAGAUCUCAUCAUGUACGGAUACAAGGUUAUAUAGACACGGUUGUGAACAAUUAUAUAGCCACAGAUUUUAGAAGAAUGUUUCGUCUCACCCGUCCUUGCUUUGAAUCACUGCUUGAAGUUUUAUCUACUAGGCCUGAGAUGGAAGUACGUCCAGACAUGUUCGGGGGCCGCGAACGAGUGGGUCUUGAAAAAACCGUUCUAAUUGCACUUAGAUACUUUGCUCACCAGGGAAACAUUAGAUCCAUAUCAGAACUGUUUGAUGUUGCGGACUCAACAGUGGUUAUAUGCAGAAAUAGAGUAGUUGCAGCUUUGAUGGCGCUAAAAGAAACCUAUAUUAAAUGGCCAUUAGACCAUAGAAAGCAAAGACAUAUAUCAAAUAAAUUUCAAGAGAAAAGGGGAUUUCCUGGUGUUAUUGGUGCGAUCGAUGCUACGCACAUUCAAAUACAACCACCGAACGAACACCCACAAGCAUAUGUGAAUAGAAAAUCCUAUCACAGCAUCAUUCUUCAAGCUGUUUGCCUACCAGAUACCUCAUUUUCAAACUGUUUUAUUGGAUGGCCUGGAAGUGUGCAUGAUUCUCGAGUUUUAAAGAACUCAGAGUUAUGGGCGGAAGGUGAAAAUGUUUGUGGAGAAAAUCAUAUAGUUGGGGAUGGUGCUUAUCCUCUUAACCAAUGGUUGCUAACGCCUUAUCGAGACAAUGGCAAUCUUAACGCUGAGAAAAAACGUUAUAAUUACAUUCAUUCAUCCACAAGAACUGUAAUUGAACGUAGUUUUGGAAUUUUGAAAGGACGUUUUCGCAGAUUGCAUUUUAUUGAAACCAAGGAAAUGGAAACAUCCUGUGAUAUAGGUGUUUCAUGCUGUGUCCUUCACAACUUUUGUAUCCAACACGGGGACAUUGGCGAAGAAUUCAUAGAGGAAGAUUAUGGGAACUGUCAUGCAGCUGCAGUCCAGGCCGACAAUGACAAUACAGGUGCAACUAAGAGAGACGGAAUAGCCAGAAACUUACGUUAGUGAUAUGAGAACUUAAUCUUCAUCAUAAAACAUUUA
This is a messenger RNA of Mytilus californianus (California mussel), 1048 nucleotides long. RefSeq names its product putative nuclease HARBI1. The transcript has a single exon. Bases 77 to 1012 code for a protein of 311 amino acids. The record is from RefSeq and is a predicted model, not a curated record. NCBI's taxonomy places the organism in Eukaryota, Metazoa, Mollusca, Bivalvia, Mytilida, Mytilidae.